Mangifera indica (mango) is the source of this 3981-nucleotide messenger RNA. Its product is annotated as probable serine/threonine protein kinase IRE. NCBI's taxonomy places the organism in Eukaryota, Viridiplantae, Streptophyta, Magnoliopsida, Sapindales, Anacardiaceae. Gene Ontology annotation, biological process: peptidyl-serine phosphorylation; intracellular signal transduction. The transcript is spliced from 18 exons. Gene Ontology annotation, molecular function: protein serine/threonine kinase activity; ATP binding. The record is from RefSeq and is a predicted model, not a curated record. The coding region runs from base 30 to 3620 and encodes 1196 amino acids.
UGCCAUGAACAAGAGAAACCAAUUUUUCAAUGUCGAGCCAUAACCGAGAUCCAUCAACGUCGACACCGUCGGUCUCUACGCCGUCAUCGACACGUGCCAAGCUGCUGCUGAAGAAGAUUCCGCGGAUCCCUAUUCGUCGUGCCAAGAAUGAAGAAGUGAAAGAUGAUGGUAAUAAUAACGAUACUGAUAGAAGUAACAAGAAGCCAUCGGAAAACGAGGAGUCGGCGAUACUCUCAGCGUCUUCUCUUGGUUUAAAUCGUAUUAAAACGAAAUCCGCGCCUUCUCCUUCGCCUCUUAGGUUUUCGUCUUCAGCUUGUUUUCCCUUGAAUCACAAGAAAGAGGCAAAGAACGAUAAGGUUGACGCUGAAAUCAGGUCUAAAUUUGGUUUUCCUACUGAGAGUGAGAGAAAAACAGCCACGGCCACGACGGAACCAGGGAAGAAGGUUCAAUGGAGUCAAUCAAAAUCGUUAAAAUUUCCAUCACUGCUCAAGCCAGAGUUGGAGGUUAAUCAUGCAGCAUUUGCAAAGGAAAUGCAGUCGCCACGUUUCCAGGCUAUACUGCGUCUCACUAGUGGCCGUAAGAAGAGAGCCCCAGAUAUCAAGAGCUUCUCUCAUGAACUCAAUUCUAAGGGAGUACGGCCUUUUCCUGUUUGGAAAUCCCGAGGAUUGGGCCACAUGGAGGAGAUUAUGGUGGCAAUCCGUGCAAAGUUUGAGAAGUUGAAGGAGGAAGUUAAUGGUGACUUGGGAAUACUAGCUGGUGACUUGGUGGGUAUCCUGGAAAAGACUUCAGAUACUCAUCCUGAAUGGAAAGAGAGUUUGGAGGAUCUGUUGGUGGUAGCUAGAAAAUGUGCCACGAUGUCACCUAGUGAAUUCUGGGUGAAGUGUGAAUAUAUUGUUCAGAAUCUAGAUGACAGACGUCAAGAACUACCGAUGGGGAUUCUCAAACAAGCCCAUACCCGCCUUCUUUUUAUCCUCACUCGAUGUACUAGGAUUGUACAGUUCCAGAAAGAGACUGGUUAUGAACAGGAUCACAUUUUGGGACUUCACCAACUUAGCGACCUUGGAGUUUAUCCAGAGAAAACAUCGGACGUCGUUGCGCAGGACGUUAGUGGCCCGUUAACUGGUGGGAAGAUGGUGAAUGAAAAGCUGAGGAAGAAGACACAUGGGCAGGAACAGGGCAGCCGGAUUUUGAAACAAGAUCAAGAUGAAGAACAUUUGAGUGGUGAAACUGAAAUUGUGGAGGUUAGCACCGCCAAAAGUUCUGAUUCAAAUACAAGUGGCUAUAGGAUGUCUUCUUGGAAGAAACUUCCAUCUGGAGCUGGGAGAAAUCGUAAAGGCUCGGAUGCUGUUGAAAUGCCAUCCAAGGAGAAACCAGAGCUCUUUCGAUCCAAGGAUGAAACAAAAGCUGGAAAUUAUGACGUGACUGAAAAUCUGGAUGCAUCAGCCCACCUCCCAUCCUCAGGAGCACAGAAGGUUUCUUGGGGAUCUUGGGGGGAUCAUCAUCAUGUAGCAUAUGAAAAUUCGAUGAUCUGUCGUAUCUGUGAGGUAGAAAUACCAGUUGUGCAUGUUGAAGAGCACUCUCGAAUAUGCACGAUUGCUGAUAGAUGUGACCUAAAGGGUCUAACUGUAAAUGAACGUCUUGAAAGAGUUGCUGAAACUCUUGAAAAGAUAAUUGAUUCAUGGACACCAAAAAGCACACCCAGAAGCAAUGAUUCUCCAAGAGGAAGUCCUGAAGUUUCAAGUGUGUUUACAACAAGUAGCCACGACGAUUCAGAUGAGGUAUCACCAAAGACAAUGGGCUUGCCUCGGCAAUGCUCCGUGGAAAUUCUUGAACGUGUUUCUGAUGUUGAAAAUGCUUUUGUCAUGGUAGAUCUAAAUGUUUUGCCCAAAAUAUCAUGUGACAAAAGUUCUUCACAAACCGUUCCUGAUGCCGGGACAAAAACCCCAUCACCGGGAGGCUUGACCCCGCCAUCACCAUUAUUAACGCCAUGCACCAGCCAGAUUGAAUUGCUAUUGAGUGGACACCGAACACUUACAGAACUUCAAAACUCCCAGCAGAUAAGCAAGUUAUUGGAUAUAGCCCGCUCUAUUGCAAAUUUAAAUUUUUGCGAGUAUAGUACACUGGAGAAAAUGCUUGAUCGUCUAGAAGAUCUAAAAUAUAUAAUCCAGGAUAGGAAGGUGGAUGCACUUCUGGUAGAAACUUUUGGACGGCGUAUAGAGAAAUUAUUGCAGGAGAAAUAUGUAUAUCUUUGUGGGCAGAUAGAAGAUGAAAAGGUAGACUCAUCGAAUUCCAUGGCUGAAGAUGAGAGCUCAACGGAUGAAGACCCAAUGCGCAGUCUGCGUGCGAGCCCAAUAAAUACAUGUUCUAAGGAUCGAACAUCCAUAGAAGAUUUUCACAUAAUAAAACCAAUCAGCCAGGGGGCAUUUGGGCGAGUUUUUCUUGCCAGAAAAAGAGCAACCGGUGACUUAUUUGCUAUAAAAGUCUUAAAGAAGGCAGAUAUGAUUCGUAAAAACGCAGUUGAAAGUAUUUUGGCUGAGCGUAAUAUCCUCAUAUCGGUUCGCAAUCCUUUUGUGGUCCGGUUUUUCUACUCGUUCACAGGCAAGGAAAAUCUUUAUCUGGUCAUGGAGUAUUUAAAUGGCGGAGAUCUCUACUCUCUGCUGAAAAAUCUUGGUUGCUUAGAUGAAGAUAUGGCCCGUGUAUACAUUGCAGAACUUGUUCUUGCUUUGGAGUAUUUGCACUCUGCAAAUGUCAUUCAUAGAGAUUUAAAGCCUGACAACUUGUUAAUUGGCCAAGAUGGUCACAUCAAGUUGACAGAUUUUGGGCUCUCUAAGGUUGGUCUUAUUCACAGCACAGAUGACUUAUCAGGUUCAUCAUUCAGUAGUGCUGGAUUUCUAGGAGAUCAACUGAAAACUCAACCUUCAUUGAAUAAAGAACAGCGCCAAAAGCAUUCAGUUGCUGGCACUCCUGAUUAUUUGGCACCUGAAAUACUUCUGGGCAUGGGACACGGUGCAACUGCUGAUUGGUGGUCUGUCGGUGUUAUUCUAUUUGAGCUGCUUGUUGGUAUUCCACCAUUCAAUGCAGAAACUCCACAGCAAAUUUUUGACAAUAUAAUGAAUAGAUAUAUACCAUGGCCUGAGAUACCUGGGGAAAUGACCUAUGAAGCUUAUGAUUUGAUUAACAAAUUGUUAACUGAAAAUCCAGUUGUAAGACUAGGAGCAACAGGAGCCGCAGAAGUGAAGCGGCAUCCUUUCUUCAAGGAUAUCAACUGGGACACGCUUGCAAGGCAAAAGGCUAUGUUCAUACCAGCAGCAGAUGCGCUUGACACUAGUUACUUUGUUAGCCGAUAUGUGUGGAACCCAGAAGAAGAAAAUUUUCAGGGAGGUAGUGAUUUUGACGACAUGACAGACUCAUGCAGCAGCGGUUCAUUCAGCAACACACAUGAAGAGGAUGGGGAUGAAUGUGGUAAUUUAGCAGACUUCAAUUCCUCAACUCUAUCUGUGCAAUAUUCAUUUAGUAAUUUCUCAUUCAAGAACUUGUCACAGCUGGCUUCUAUCAAUUAUGAUAUGGUGAUUAAGAGCGCCAGGGAAUCAAAAGAAGCCUCCAAACUAUCUGGUCCAUGAAAGUGAUCACAUGGUUACUUCACCAUGUAUAUAUACGCAGCUAUCAGAUAUAGGUGGCCAUCGUGGUUGGAAGAUCUCAGUCCAUCCUCACCAACUUAUGAUGAAAAUGGCGGAUCCACCUCACAGGAUCAUCCAUGCCAAAAAUGGCAAUUCAAUGGAACAGGUCAAGCCUUUUUUCCCCCCUUCUAAUAUAUAGACGGCUUUCUUUUCUUUGUGUAUAUUUACAAAAAUCUUUCUAAUAGAUAAAAUUUUGUGAGUUUAUAUUGUUUUAGGCUAUGAUUAUCUUGAAUCUAUAUUUAUUGCCAUUAUGGCCGGUUCUGUGACUUAGCAUUGAGAAAUAAAAUUAGUUUAGUUCUUUUAA